AGCCCUUAUCCUCGGGCACUGUAUAUAUACAGCACGUUUUAGAAGCCCUAGACGGCGGUGAGAUUCAGCAUCUUCGACCUCCACCUCGCGCUCCGAGCGGCGAUUCCCGAGUCUCCGCCCUUCUCUUCCUCGUCCUCCUCCGCAGCCCUAGCGAUCAUGUCGGACGAGGAGCACCAUUUUGAGUCGAAGGCCGAUGCAGGAGCGUCGAAGACGUAUCCGCAACAAGCUGGGACGAUCCGUAAGAACGGGUACAUUGUGAUCAAGGCGAGGCCCUGUAAGGUUGUGGAAGUCUCAACUUCAAAGACUGGGAAACAUGGGCAUGCGAAAUGCCACUUUGUUGGCAUUGAUAUUUUCACUGCAAAAAAGCUUGAAGAUAUUGUGCCUUCAUCUCACAACUGUGAUGUUCCUCAUGUUACUCGUACUGAUUACCAGUUGAUUGACAUUUCAGAAGAUGGUUUUGUGAGUCUUUUGACUGAAAAUGGCAACACCAAGGAUGAUCUGAGGCUCCCUACUGAUGAUUCUCUUCUCACUCAGAUAAAGGAAGGAUUUGCAGAGGGGAAGGAUCUGGUGGUGAGUGUGAUGUCUGCCAUGGGUGAAGAGCAGAUCUGUGCGCUCAAGGAUAUCGGCCCCAGGUAAGGUGCGUACCUCUUCAUCUUAUCAGGCAUCUCUGGGCUAGUGGUCCCCUCAUCAUUGGGGUUUGGUAAAUUAGAUUAUGUUAUACAAUACAUUGGCGGUUUGACUCCAACAACUAUCUUUCUUUACUUGGAAUAUGGUGUAUGGUUUUUGUCAGGGAGCUAACGGGCAACGUCUGUGCCUCGUUACUUCUCACCAUUAGAUGUCUGUGAACCUGUCUCUAGUUUUCCCCUGUUGCGACUGUCCGCACUUUCGAUUGGCUUAGAUGGUUUUUUAUAUUUUUGCUUACCCAAUUAUCCCAAACGAGAAUGGCCGUGCUUUUUGAAUGUUUCUUUAUUUUUUAGCUGAGAAAAAAUAAAUUGCUAAGUUAACCGGUGAUUCUUUUUUUUA
Messenger RNA from Ananas comosus (pineapple), 1023 nucleotides. RefSeq names its product eukaryotic translation initiation factor 5A-2-like. Gene Ontology annotation, biological process: positive regulation of translational elongation; positive regulation of translational termination. Gene Ontology annotation, molecular function: ribosome binding; RNA binding; translation elongation factor activity. The record is from RefSeq and is a predicted model, not a curated record. The transcript is spliced from 6 exons. Lineage: Eukaryota; Viridiplantae; Streptophyta; Magnoliopsida; Poales; Bromeliaceae. Bases 157 to 636 code for a protein of 159 amino acids.